This is a messenger RNA of Suricata suricatta (meerkat), 2043 nucleotides long. RefSeq names its product lipoxygenase homology domain-containing protein 1-like. The transcript has 15 exons. The record is from RefSeq and is a predicted model, not a curated record. The coding region runs from base 565 to 1686 and encodes 373 amino acids. Gene Ontology annotation, molecular function: protein binding. Lineage: Eukaryota; Metazoa; Chordata; Mammalia; Carnivora; Herpestidae.
CUUCAGUCAGAUGGACGUGCAAAGCCAGUUAUUUAUACCAAGAAUGGGAAUGUCUUCUUCUAUCCACAAGUCAUCAAAUUUGGCAGAGAAAACCCAACGAGUAUGUCAGCAACACCCAGCCAAGAGGAGGAAAAGAUCCAUGAGUCAAAAAAUCAGCAAGAAACACCACCAGAAUCCGAGGCCAAGUGCUCCUUACUUUCUUCAGCUGCGAAAGAAAUCAGAGCUUCCCAAGGCGGUGAGACUCUUCUCUCAGAAGAUGAAUGGAAGGUGUUAGUGCUGACGGGAAAUACAGGGACUCAAGCCAACGUCACACUCCGGGUGUAUGGAGAUGAAGGAGUCACUGGGCCAAUAAGUCUUCGCAAGGACAGCCCAGAGCAGCUUUUCCUUCCAAGACAGGAGGAUGAAUUUCAGGUUGAAAUAAGAAGCAUUGGAAAGAUACAGAAGAUCAGGCUAGGACACGAUGGGACUAGUGAGCAGCCCGAGUGGAGUUUACAGAGGGUGACCAUGCAACACUUGAAGAGCAAGAAGACUCUAGAUUUUGCAGCAAACACAUGGUAAUCUUGGAUGCGAGCUGAUGGGGACACUGUCUGCGAGCUUCCUGUAGUAGGAGAAGGACAAGCCGGUUUCCCGUUAGUGAGAUAUCACGUUGACAUCCAUACGGGGCAACUGAGGCAAGCAGAAACAGAGUCUGAGGUUUUCCUGUGUCUCUAUGGAGAGCGGGGAGACUCUGGUCUUAGACUGCUGGACAAAUCUAACAUGCCUGUGAAAUUUCAAAGAGGACAGGUCGAUACAUUUCAAGUGGAAGCGGUAUCCCUCGGAAGACUUGGGAAAGUUCUCUUGCGCUGUGAGGCCAGUGACGGAUCCCAGUACUGGUACUGUGAGAAGGUUGUGGUCAGAGACCCGGGCGCUACAGCCGAGUGCAUCUUCACCUGUGAGAGAUGGCUUCCCUUUAUGUCUCAGGGCAUAAUUCAUUCAGAAAUUGAACUCUAUCGUCAAGACAUGCAAAUAGAUCAUCAUCCUAAAAUACAAGAGGAAGCAAAUGAAGGAGAUUGGAAGGUGACCAUUGUCACUGGGGAUCUUGAAAAUGCCGGGACCACAGCAACUGUGUCCCUUUGUGUCUACGGAGAAGUGUCAUGUUCAGGUCCUAUUAUUUUGGGAUCUGGAAAAUACCAGCUGUUUAACUCUAACAGUGCAGAUAUAUUCAAGGUUAAUCUUAAAGAUAUUGGUGAAAUCUAUAAAAUACGCAUUGGACAUGACAACAGUGGACCGGACCCCGGGUGGUAUCUGGAAGACAUUAGGCUUGAAAAUCUAGACACACGUGAGCUGCUUUGUCUAACUGUUGACGCCUGGAUCGCUGAGAAUGAAAAUGAUGGAGAUACGUCGAGAGAGCGGCCCGUUGCAAGAACUAAUAAGCCAGCUUUGCCAGUGGUGGUUUAUGAGAUCUACACGUACACGGGCAGGCAGCCAGGAGCGGAGACAGAGUCCAACGUCCUGAUCAACCUCAUUGGCACCAGAGGAGAUUCAGGAACUCGGCGCCUGCAUCAAUGCAAAAAUAACAAAGUCAAGUUUCGACGUGGACAGGUUGAUAUUUUUUCCAUUGAAGCUGUGUCUCUUGGAAAACUGAAGAAAGUUCUGAUCAGUCACGAUGGGACAGGUCCAGUUUCCAGUCUGGCUGGCACGGACUGAAAGGAGCGUUCUCGUGCGUGUCCCCCGGUGCGCAGAGGCACGAGUUGGUCCAGGGUGGUGGCUCCCAGAUGCGGUGACUGUGCCUCCCCGAGGGACGUGUGGCAAUUUCGGGAGAGUGUGUUUGGCUGUCACACUGGGAAGGAGGUGCUACCAGUACCUGGUGCGUAGAGGCCUGGGAUGCCACCCACCAUCCUAUGAUGCCCAGGACGGCCCCACAGCAAAGAACUGUCAGGCCCGGCAUCUCAACACUGAAGAGGCCGAGAAGCCCUGCUCCAGGGUAAUGGAUGGUUCCUCGAGUGUUGUUGUUAAGUCUGAAGAGGAAGAUGGCAAUCAAGAGGUGCUAUUUCCAUGCAGUCG